GAGGAAACGUUAGGGCCGCGGAAAGUCAAAGGCCGUCCCGGAGAUGGAACCUUAUCAAAGGUCUCGCCGUUUAUAAUUUCUCUCUUUUUGAUGUUAUAUAUUAACAAAAAAAUACGUUAUAGUGUCCGUAGUGCGUUUUCCGGUGGGACUACAGCGUGUGUUGUUUGUUUGCAAGUCCGGAAAUUUUUCAGCGCGUUUCCUCACACGUCCCUUCCACAAGAUAAAGGAUGACCAAAUUAUUGCCUGAAACAGGCAGCUGAGGAGAAAGGAUUAAAAAGCUGUAAAAUGCCCAAAUCUGGGUCUUCCAGAACAGCACAGACUGAAAGUUCUGAUAGCAACAGCAACAUGGUUGAAAAACAGACUGGAAGAAAGAAUAAAGAGAAGGUUACAUCCUACAACAGAACACCUAAAAUAGACCGCAGUGAGUUGGAAAAAGAAGUGAAAGAGAAAACUUCUAUGAAACGUAAACUUCCUUUCACUGUCAGUCCAUCUAGGAGUGAGCAAAGAGAAUCCGACACAGAUUCAGAUCCAGGACACUCAAGUGAAACCUGGGGAGAACGAUUAAUACCACCUUACAGGACGUACUCAGAAAAGGAAGGUCCUGAGAAAAAGAAAAUGAAAAAGGAGCCUGGAAACAAAAAGUCUGUUCCUGUUUGCAAGGCCACACUUGGUGGCAUACUUAUUGGGUAUCCACUGUCGGAACGUCAACAGAUGGCUCUAGUGAUGCAGAUGACUGCGAGAGAUAACAGUCCAGAUUCGACUCCGAACCACCCAUCUCAGGCAACGCCAGGGCAAAAAAAGACUCCAAGUUCCUCAUCUCGACAGAAAGACAAAGUUAAUAAACGAAAUGAGCGAGGAGAAACACCAUUACACAUGGCAGCCAUUCGUGGUGAAACUAAGCAAGUCAAAGAGCUUAUUAGUCAAGGUGCUGAUGUUAACGUUAAAGAUUUUGCUGGCUGGACCCCACUACAUGAAGCCUGCAAUUUGGGGUAUUACGAAGUUGCUAAACAGCUGAUACUUGCAGGAGCAGAUGUGAACACCCGGGGUCUUGAAAAUGAUACUCCGCUGCAUGACGCUGCAAGCAAUGGACAUAGAGAUAUCGUGAAAUUGCUUUUACGCAAUGGUGGGGAUGCAUACCAAAUGAAUCAUCGUGGAGAACGUCCUGUGGAUGUGGCUGAUUCAGAUGAAAUGGAACAGCUUCUGAAAGGGGAGCUUCCACUUUCUGAUGAUGAGGAUGAUGACAGUUGUACAGAAUCUGAAGAGCUACCUUCUGUGAACCCAUCUAGUGUAGAUGAUAAUGUGGAUGAUUCUGAAGCAGAAAAAGAAUUAAAAACAGAUACUAAUCAGCAGUUGACACCCUGCAAAUCAAUUGCAUCAUCUGCCCUGGAUGAAUACGAGUUCAAGGAUGAUGAUGAUGAAGAUGUUGAUGAAGACGAAGAAGAAAUAAGCAAGCUUGUAGAUCAGAAACGGAUUCGAAGAAGAGAUGGUAAAAAGAGUGUUGUUAAAGAGAACAGCAGCUAUUUAACACCACCAAAGCUAGAAUUUCAGAAACCAUUCAAAAUUAAAAAGCAGAAGUCAGCAAGAGUUCUUGUUUCAUCUAGCUCUGAUAGCUCAGAUGAUGAACUGCAUCAAGAGAAAAAGACUUGUUCAGCCAGCUCUCUAGAGAUUGUUCCAGAUAGCAGCAAAUCAGAUGCAAGGACUAAGAAAGAAAACUUGGUCACUCUUGAACAGAAAGAAAAAGGAAAGGGGAAGAAAAAAGUGAAGAAACAAAGCAAAAAUAAAGAGAACCAGGAGUUCAAAGAGGAGAAAGAAGAAAAGGAAAAUGCUAAACUGAUGCUUUUCUCCACUUGCUCUGCUUUGGACUCAUUAGACCGCUCAAGAGAGGAGGAUUCGUUUAGGAAGUCUUUGAAAGAUGAUUCUUCAGGUCAUCAGUUCCACCUUUCUACUGCCAAGUCUCCAAAGCAUGCGUGUGGUUUAAAUGAAAAACGAGCAAAGCCACUUAAACAGGAAAAUACUAAAACCGCUCCAUCUUCAGGAGCAUCAGAAAUAACUUUCCAAUCUGAGGUUGUUCGAUUUGAUCACCUUACAGAUUCCGACUAUACUUCCGAGAGUUCCAGCAAUAAGUCUUUUAAAUACAAUACAAAGACAAAGCAUCACAAAAAAGAUCUGAGUGUAGAAUUUGGUGAAAAGUCUGGACAGAGGAGCAAAGAGGAGGAGACAGGCAUAUUUGAUAACAUGGAAGAAGUUUUUAAAAAGACUGACAAGGAUGGCAAAGUUAUAAAAAAGCAUAAAUUAAAGCAUAAAGAUAAAGAGAAAAACAAAAUUAAGAAAGAACAUGAAAACGAAAAGGGAAAACACAGACAAAAAGAGAGUGAAAAGAUAUAUCCUGAGUUUGAUAGAGAAUACUGGAAAGAGAACUUCUUCAAAAAUGAUGACACUAAUGAAACUUUCAAAGAUGAAAAUUCAAACUUGGCUCUUGCGGAAAAACCAUUGAAAGAUAAAACUCCCAUUAAAGAAGAAAAAGUAUCUAAGGAGAAGUAUUUUAAGGAAGAGAAGCCUUUCAAGGAGGACAGAGAAAAAGAGAAGUCUAAAAAGAAUAAAAAGGAAAAGCACUAUAAAGAGGAAAAAGAAAUUAAACUUACAAAUCUGGAAGAAAGGAAGGAAAUUGUGCUUGCAGACAAAGAUGAUUCACUUUACUCGGGUGUUUUUCUGAAGAAAGAGCAUACAGAGUUGUUUGAGAAAGAAAAAGGCACAGAUAAAGAGAAAUCUGAUACUCCAGAUAAAGAAAAGAAGGAAAACAAGGAGAAAAGUGAAAAAAAGUCUCCGACUAAAGAGAGGGACUUGGAAAAGUUAGAGAGAAAAUAUUCUGACAGGGAGAAGAAAAUAAAACAUGAGAAUAGGUCGGAGAAAGAGAAAUCAGAGACUCAUGAAAAAACACAGGAAAAAUCAUUUAGUAAAUUACAAGAGAGUGGAGAGAGGACAAAAGAAAAAGAUCGAUCUGGGAGCUUGUAUUCCACUUCAGAAAAAGUCCACCGUGAAAAUGAUAAAUUGAAGAAUGUAUUCUCUGUCAAAAAACCUGAGGAAAAAGAAAAGAGCAAAGAGAAAUUGGACAAAAAGCAUGAGAGAGAAAAAAUUGAAAGGGAGCGUCAUUCCAGUGGCAUAAAGGACAAAGUGGAAAAAGAGAAGCAUACUAAUGAGAAGAAGACUAAGUUUUCAGAAAAAGAUUUGCAGGACAGCAUUCUGAGUAAAGCAGACAAAGUUAAAGUAAAAGAAAAAGACAGAGACAUAGAAAAAGAGAAGAAGAAAGAGAAAUCUAGGGAAAGAGAGGGUGACCCUGUGACAAACUCCAAGCACUUGCAUGAUGAGAAGAAACGCAGCACAGUUGAGAGUAGCAAAGGAUCUCACGAUAAAUUAUUUUCUUCAAAGGAUAAAAUUAAGGAGGAUUUUCCUAAAACUCCUGAAACAAAAGAGAGAGAAAAGAAGGAAAAAGACAGACAAAAAGACAAAGUACCAGUGAAUACUUCUGUUAAAGCAAAGCUUAAAGAACCAGAAGCUGACAAAUUGAAGUCUAAAGAUUCCGGUGCCACAAAGGACGUGCGGCCAAAAGAGAAGAGACUAGUAAAUGACGACUUAAUGCAAACCAGUUUUGAAAGAAUGUUAAGUCUCAAGGAUCUGGAGAUUGAGCAAUGGCACAAGAAACAUAAAGAGAAGAUAAAGAUGAAAGAAAAAGAAAGGCAGAGGCAUCGAUCUGGCAUUGACCUCUCAAAAAUAAAAGAACGAGAGAAACUGAAGAGUUCAACGACAAGCAAAGAACUUACUAGAUCAAAAAGUUCAGAUCCAUCAGAGGUACAUUUGAAAGACAAGCAGCCGAAAGAUGUUAACAGUGUGAAAUCACUGACCACUGAUACAAAACAAAAUUUGCCAGAAACUCCAAGACCUCUCAUGAGUUGUGAAAGUAAUUUAACUGCGUCCCCCAGACAAGAGCGUGAUCGUAUGGGACUUACUUCAAGGUCUAUAUCAAUGAUCUCUGUUGCAAGUUCAGAAGAUUCAUGCCAGACCUCAGCUGUAGCGACGCCACGGCCGUUAACAGAUUAUGAUUCGGAUUUCACCAUUGAGGGUUCUGAAUCUCAGUCUUCCUUUUCACAGUCCGUAUUUCUCUCCAGUGCCAAAUCACCUGCCGUAUAUGACCGAGACUCUGAUGUUUUGGCUGAUUUGCCAGAUCGACUUAAAUCGCCACAUUCCAGUAAACUUUCAGGAUCUUAUCUGCGGUCAGUGUCUGCUGACAAUGCGAGAUGUGAGAAUGAAUGCCGGUCUGUAGGUGAUGUUCGGAGAUGCAGUAUACCAGCUGUUGCAAAUGACCAUGAUAAACCGUUCCACAAGCAAGUAGAAGUUAGCCUGCCACUUUCAAGUGAAAAGCAAUAUAGUUUUUCACCAGCAGUACAAAGCCAGGCCUGUACCUCUCCUCGAUCAGAACCACUUCCAGACAGUGGCCCUGAAGAGGGCACAUGUAAUAGCACUUCCUGUUUACAGUCUCCUGCUGUUAUUGUACCAAGCGACACUAAUUAUUUAUCACAGGAUGCAAAUCCCAACAGCGUAGUAGUGCAAAGUACUUCUCAGCAGAUGCCUGUGGUACAGCCACAACUAAACUGUUUGAUUAGUGACAUUCAGCCAGAAAAACCAAUGGAAAUAUCAUACGAUAGGCUUGAUGUUCCUUCACUUAGUAGUAACGAUGGCUAUACAACUACAGCAGCUUGCGAGAAAAACAUUUUUAGCCCUUUACCGCAUGUUCCACAAGAGUGGAGUUGUUCAGACCAGAUAACAUCAGAACUAGUAUCCAAGUCUCCACAGGGACUUUGUAGUGAGUCUUCCCAAGCAGCAAAUCUCCUUGAGGCACCAUCUUAUUUUUCACCUACACAUUCAUCCAAUUCAUCUUGUACACGAUCACCGUUAGACAGUGACGGCACCCCUCGAGUACUCUUCUGGCCAAAAUGUGGAGGAACUCAAGAAGACUUAUCACAAACUCAAACUUUGCAAGAUACAGAUCAGAGUUCCAUUUCAUGCAAACCACACGUGGAAUCUUCAGGGAUAGCUGAUGAAAAAGAUGGUAAAUGUCCUUCUCUUGAUGUAAAUUCUGAUCUUGCAAGUCAAAAGACUGUGGAAGAUCCAGCAAAUGAUUGCAAACCAAGUGAAAUGCAAGACUUGGAAGAAAACUCCUCCACACCAUCUGCAGCAUUACCAGAUGGCAGCAAUGUUAAUGAAAAUCUUGUGGACCAAAUAAGGACUGUACAGAGUUUAUUAACUGAAUCUCAAGAAAAGAUGGAAGGUACAAAAAGUACAGUUUUAGCUAGUCACGAGCCAGCUUGUAAUCAGGAGAGCUCACUGUUAGACACAGUGCCAGUAGCCUCAGUUGAUGAAAUGCAAUCAGAGCCAAAAGAAGAACUGCCCGAAGCAAUACCUUCCACGGAACAUGCGCACACACAUUCAGUAAGUGACCAAUCUCAGUCUUUGGAAAGUAAAGCUCAGGACCAAGAUUCCUCACUGGAGAUGGAAGUUUCCCAACAUUUCACAGCUGCUGGUCGGGACCCUGUAAUGAUGCAUGAAGGAGCAUCGGAUGAACAAAGGCAGUCCAUUGAAUCAAUGAAAGAGGAGUCAGAAGACCGAAUGGAAGCUGACCGCACAGAGCAAGAUAUUCCUCAGAGGAUUACUCGCAACAGAGCAAACAUAUUAGCCAAUCAAAGCAAACAGUCUGCUGUCAACUGUGCACAGGUCUCUGAUAAAGAUACAGAAUCUGUCACACCUGUGAAAAGUAAAUCUAAGUUAACAGAGGAGGAAGAAGGCCAGGUACACCACCCACAUAAACGAAAGUUGUCACGUGUUCCACAUCCAACGCAAGUGAAAUCCACUUUGCAGCAAGCUAAGGAAAAGACGCAACAGUCACUGGCAGCUAUUGUAGAUUCUUUAAAAUUAGAAGAGAUUCAGCCUUAUCAUUCGGAAAAGGCAAACCCUUACUACGAGUAUCUCCACAUUAGAAAGAAAAUAGAAGAGAAGCGUAAAGUGCUAUGUAGUGUCACUCCACAAGCACCACAGUUUUAUGAUGAAUUUGUUACAUUUACUGGAUCGUACCUGCUGGAUGGAAACCCUUUGAGCAAACUUUGUAUACCAACUAUAACUCCUCCUCCAUCAUUGUCUGAAGCACUGAAGGAACUCUUCAGGCAACAGGAAGUUAUUCGAAUGAAGCUUCGAUUACAACAUAGUAUUGAACGGGAAAAGCUUAUCAUGUCAAAUGAGCAAGAGGUUCUGAGAGUCCAUUACCGUGCAGCAAGGACACUAGCAAAUCAAACUUUGCCUUUUAGUGCCUGUACUGUGCUUCUGGAUGCAGAAGUUUACAACAUGCCUCAGGACCCUCAGGGUGAUGAAAACAAAACAUCAGUGAGGGAUCGAUUCAAUGCACGCCAGUUUAUGUCCUGGUUGCAAGAUGUAGAUGAUAAGUUUGACAAAUUGAAGACAUGCCUUCUUAUGAGACAGCAGCAUGAAGCUGCAGCAAUGAAUGCAGUGCAAAGACUGGAGUGGCAGCUUAAACUACAAGAGCUUGAUCCUUCCUCGCACAAAUCUUUGAGCAUCUUUGAAAUUCCUGAGUUUUACAUCCCACUUGUUGAUGUUAAUGAUGACUUUGACUUGACACCAAUAUGAUUGUGCAUCUGUUCUGGAGGUUUUAAGCUAGUGCUUAAUGAUAUAGUUAGUCACUGCUGAAUGAUACAGGACAGUUACAAAUAGGCUUGUGUGUUUGGCUCCAGAGCACUUGGAAGAAAAGUGAGGAAUUGAGGACAUGGGUGCAUAUGGCAAAGAAGGUGCAGUACCAUUCCUGCAUAAUGAUGUGAGAUUCAGCACUAACGCACUGUGACUUCCCAUCACUGUUUACCAGUAACCACUACUGUCUUUCAGUAGUAUAACAGUUGUAGCUGACAAAUAGAUAUAAUUCCCUCUUAAUAUCUGCCUGUACUUUAAAGUUUACAAGAUGGGGGCAUUUGCUACAUUAUGUUCGUACCAGCAGCGCUGGCAGCUGCAAGGUGACAGGGGCAAAGAUACUCUGUCCCCAAGAAGGAGUUCAUGGUACAGUAGAACCUCACCUUUGCACUCACAGCUGGAGUGCUGCCUCAUUUAAAAUAUUAUACAUUGGCUCCUAAUAUCUAGGCUUUUCAUCUUCCAAGUAUAGGGAUCUGUUUCUGGGUAACAUUCUAACAAGAACCUAAAUCUAUCUAUCUAAAAUACCAUUCUCUUCAUUACUGUAUCUAUUCUUCUCCAUUCAAAACAGAAACUACUGCAUCAAGAGGCACUUGCUGGUUUUGUCAAUGUUUCAAGAAUUAAUGGUAUUUAAAAAAGUUUUCUGUUUACAUGCCUGCACUUUGUUAAAUUUAAUCACCUUAUAGUUUUGAGCACUUCAGAUUCCUGUCAUCGACUUGGUUUAAAAACACUUUACAAGCCUCAUAAACCUGGUGUUUGUCUCUGAGGGACAUUUAGAUGCAUCUGAAGGAAUCCUGAGUGUGGGAAGUCAAAGCUUAAAUUUGCCUUCCUACUAAUUCUCUCAUAUCUCAAGUUGCUGGGAGUAACUGAUGUGUUAGAGUACAUCUUUAGAUCAGCCAGCAUUGUUGAGAACAAUCCAGGCUCUUAAAUUCAGACAGUUCAAACCAACAAAAAAAAAUUAAAAUUAAAGGGGCUGUUGUGGGAGUGUAGGGCCUUGUACAGCCCAGUGGAUUACAUUGGACACAUCUUUCUUAAGCUAGCUAGCUGCUCUGAGUGUACGUUUAUUAUUUGUUCAGUUUAUCAAUUCUCUUUUCGGUGAUGGCUUGAUAAUUUAAAGCAAAGCAUUCUCCAGUGCUAUUCAAUAUUUUGCUCUGCUGCUGCCAAAUUAUUCUAAACUGCUUUAUCCAUGCAUCCACAAGUUUAGAGCUUCUCUAAGUAGCUUAUUCUAUGCUUCUUCCCUCUCCCUCAUCCCCCUGUGAUUCUUGUAUGUGUCCUAACUCUUAGCUUCUCUCUGGAUGACUCCCAAGUAGUAUGUUAUAGCUAGGCUCUAUUACAUUUCCUAAUAAGCAGUUGAUCAUAAUAAAAUACACCUUGGGCCUUUUAUUCUUUUACUGCCAUAAAGAGGCAAGCACUGUACUCUGAUUAAUUUGAAUUUUAAAAAGAAUAGACAAAUUAGUUUAAAAAAAAAUUAGUCCCAUCAUUUUUACUUCAGUUACCAGUUCUGAUCCUAGAUACUGUACAGAAUGUUUUUGUUUUUGGGGGUGGGGGGGAAAUUCUGCACAGAUGUAUUAUUUUGUCUUUUUUUAAAAAUAAGUUAUUUUAUACAUAUCAUUGCGCAGUUGUAAAUAACAUUGUAUUUAACAAUAUUGUUUAAAAUAUGUAUAAAGGAAAUUAUAUAGUUAUUUUGAUUGUAUAGCCCAUUAAUUGUCUAAUGUUUCAAUGGACCAAAGUUGCAAUUGAUAGUUGGUUUUAUAUUGAUUGUAAUGUGCUGUGGUUUGACCUUGUUUGUUAGGGCAUGUGUUUGGUUUGCUUUUUACAUUGCAGCAACUGUUCGAGAUUACAAUUACGAUGCAAUGCAUGCGUUACCAGGUUAUCUUGUGUCCUGUUCUCCUCCAUCCCCUCUCCUCACAUCCUGAAGAAAAAUCUGCAGCAGAACCUAUUUUUUCAGCACAAAUGCUUUUUGAAUUAUAGUUCUAAAAGUGUAAAUUGUUUAUUUUAAUAUUUACCUGUUGAUUAAUAUGUAAAUACAUGUAAAUAUAUUGUUAAAUAAAUUUUAAUGGUCAUGUUAAUUAAA
Pristis pectinata (smalltooth sawfish) is the source of this 8815-nucleotide messenger RNA. RefSeq names its product ankyrin repeat domain 12 (gene ankrd12). Gene Ontology annotation, cellular component: nucleoplasm. Gene Ontology annotation, molecular function: protein binding. The transcript is spliced from 13 exons. Bases 286 to 6690 code for a protein of 2134 amino acids. Lineage: Eukaryota; Metazoa; Chordata; Chondrichthyes; Rhinopristiformes; Pristidae. The record is from RefSeq and is a predicted model, not a curated record.